CUUGUAUAUUUCAAAUAACGAAUGCUUGUCCAUUUCACUCGCGGUCAGGAGCUGGUGUUGCAGUGCUAGCCCACAAUGGCGAUGGAAGGAAAACCUUUCGACGCGCUGGAUGAGAAACUACAAGAACUUGUGAACGCCGCCUUCGACAUGAAGGGUUGUGCCUACUGCCCAUACAGCAACUUCCAUGUGGGAUGCGCAGUGUUGACAGAAAGUGGAGAAGUAUACGCAGGCUGCAACGUUGAAAACGCCUCCUACGGUCUAAGCAUAUGUGCUGAAAGGGUAGCCAUGACCAAUGCUUUAUCCAAAGGUCAUCGCAAGUUCAGAGCAGCGGCAGUUUCCUGCGACGUAGUGGACACCUUCAAAGGACCAUGUGGAGCCUGUCGGCAGUUUUUUAUUGAGUUCGGGCUGGAUUGGGACUUGUACAUGGUCAAACCGGACAAGACGUGGAUGAAGAUGCAGAUGGGAGAGCUGGUGCCGUUACCUUUUACCCCAGCCUCGUUGCAGGAGGAAAGAGUCAAAUAAGAAACACGAGCUGCUCUGCAAUGCUAACAUCGAACACGUUUAUCACGAAGUAUCGUACGUCAAUUCCACGAGUAUACACGGGAUGUUCCAACAUUCAGUCGUCACGGUCACAGCUGACAGCAUCCAAAAUGGCGAAAACGAUAUUCGACUGGUUUCGGUAGGGUGCCCCACCUACGACUAUCGAUGACAUAUGCAACAAAAACAGAUGUUCCUUAACAAGUUUAACAGCAAAUCGGUAAAGCAGCAAUGUAUCGGUAUUUUAUCGAUACCCCGAACUAGUUUGUAACACAGGCUGCUGAUAAAGUUCACUAUGAUGUAAUUGUAUGUGAAGAUGUUUGAAUCUGAGCAAUAAAACCUGAUAAAGUAA
Haliotis rufescens (red abalone) is the source of this 889-nucleotide messenger RNA. RefSeq names its product cytidine deaminase-like. NCBI's taxonomy places the organism in Eukaryota, Metazoa, Mollusca, Gastropoda, Lepetellida, Haliotidae. Gene Ontology annotation, molecular function: zinc ion binding; cytidine deaminase activity. The record is from RefSeq and is a predicted model, not a curated record. The transcript is spliced from 5 exons. Bases 76 to 522 code for a protein of 148 amino acids. Gene Ontology annotation, cellular component: cytosol.